AUGUUCAACCGCGCGGUGAGCCGGCUGAGCAGGAAGCGGCCGCCGUCAGACAUCCACGACGGUGAUGGGAGUUCCAGCAGCAGCCAUCAGAACCCCAAGAGCACAGCCAAGUGGGCAGCCUCUCUGGAGAAUCUGCUCGAAGACCCGGAAGGCGUGAAAAGAUUUCGGGAGUUUUUAAAAAAGGAAUUCAGUGAAGAAAAUGUUUUAUUUUGGUUAGCCUGCGAAGAUUUUAAGAAAACACAAGAUAAGAAGCAGAUGCAGGAAAAGGCCAAGGAGAUCUACUCGACCUUCCUGUCCAGCAAGGCCUCGUCGCAAGUCAACGUGGAGGGGCAGUCCCGGCUCAACGAGAAGAUCCUGGAGGAGCCGCACCCCCUCAUGUUCCAGAAGCUCCAGGACCAGAUCUUCAACCUCAUGAAGUACGACAGCUACAGCCGCUUCCUCAAGUCCGACCUGUUCCUGAAGCACCAGCGGACGGAGGAGGAGGAGGAGGAGCCGCCCGACAGCCAGACGGCAGCCAAGCGCGCGUCGAGAACGUACAACACCUGA
This is a messenger RNA of Pipistrellus nathusii (Nathusius's pipistrelle), 546 nucleotides long. The record is from the annotation of a GenBank genome assembly. NCBI's taxonomy places the organism in Eukaryota, Metazoa, Chordata, Mammalia, Chiroptera, Vespertilionidae.